Messenger RNA from Priapulus caudatus, 327 nucleotides. RefSeq names its product metabotropic glutamate receptor 1-like. The transcript is spliced from 2 exons. Gene Ontology annotation, cellular component: membrane. Bases 40 to 282 code for a protein of 80 amino acids. Gene Ontology annotation, biological process: G protein-coupled receptor signaling pathway. The record is from RefSeq and is a predicted model, not a curated record. Gene Ontology annotation, molecular function: adenylate cyclase inhibiting G protein-coupled glutamate receptor activity. NCBI's taxonomy places the organism in Eukaryota, Metazoa, Priapulida, Priapulimorpha, Priapulimorphida, Priapulidae.
AGACCGCCGUCAUGCAUUAGCAGCGCCUCCCAGCUGACGAUGGCCGCCAUGCUGAUAGGCUUGCAGAUAGUAGCCAGCAUUGCCUCGACGUCGCUCCACCCCCAGGAGGCGCUGCUGGUCAUGCCCAGCCCGUCGGUGAGGUACGUGGAGCUGAUGUGUGGGAGCGGCGGGGCAGCGGGGAAAAUCGUGAGUCUCGUCUACAAUAUGCUGCUGGUAGCAGCCUGCUCCGUGCUGGCGUUCAAGACGCGCCAUCUACCGGACAACUUCAACGAGUCCAGGUAAGAAGCAAUGUCGAUGAAGAGUCUCUGUGAUUGACCUUCUCUCUGU